Rhodofomes roseus is the source of this 1248-nucleotide messenger RNA. RefSeq lists its product as uncharacterized. The transcript has 9 exons. Lineage: Eukaryota; Fungi; Basidiomycota; Agaricomycetes; Polyporales; Fomitopsidaceae. Bases 1 to 1248 code for a protein of 415 amino acids. The record is from RefSeq and is a predicted model, not a curated record.
AUGGCUAAGCGUAACGCGAUCAUCUUUGGCGGUGUGAACACUUGCGCUCGUGCACUGGCUGCCUACCUGGUACCGUCCGAAGGGGAGUCUCUUGUGGAGAAUCUCCUGAUAGUCGACAAGUACUCGGUAUCACCGCCCACCACAUACCUCGGCGCGGAGUUCAAGGAGGUGUUGACGAAAUUCAAUGUGACGUAUCGACAGGCGAACUUGACCGUGGCCUCCGCUGUCACUGCAUCUUUCGAUCCUCCAGAAGGUCAGGAGCCGUACUCGUACGUGUUUGACCUGACAGGUGAAGUGCAAUGGGACCGCCCAGAAGCCAUUCAAAUCAACAACACGCUCCGGAUGGCACGGCACGUCGGGCUCGAGGCUGCGAAGCGCGGCGUGGCGGCGUAUGUGCGCAUCAUGCAUCCGUUCUACGAGUGCAAGGAAAAGGGCACGCACAGCGAGAAGGACGACCCCAAACCGGACGGCGUGGUAGGGACGUGGUGGCACGAAACGAUGCGGACGCUGGGAGCGAUCGAGGGGCUGAACCUCGUCAUACUGAGGAAAGCAUUGGUCUAUGGACCCUAUAUUGACUACGGACCGGUCAUGUCGUCGAUUUCUAUGGCGGCGGUGUACGGCUAUCUGAAACAGCCUGUCAAGGGCCUGUGGUCCCCGGGCAAGCACCCGAUGCACACAAUACACGCCGAUGACGCUGCGGCAGCCCUAUGGGCGUGUGCAGAAUGGAUGGCCAGCGUAGGCGGGCGCGCGAAGGCGGAUGAGCUCGCGGGCGAGGAGAUCCCGUUCCACAACGACAAGAGCAAGGUAGCGGAGGUCGAGGAGAUGGUUCCGCCGGAUCGCAAGAUUGUCGCGCCGCUCUUCAACGUGGAGGACGAUGGACAGCUGCCGAUGGUCGAGGUUGCAACGCGCGUCGCGAAGGCGUUCGGAACGUCGUUCGAGUUCUUCAAUUUCUUGGUGAACACGGUGGCGAAGUUCAAGCUGGAGGACGUGGUAGAGGACAUCAACGAGGCGCACGUCUCUGCAUGGACGACAAUGAUCACGGAGUCCAACCCGCCUGUGCCGAACACGCACUUCACCGCCUACACGGACAUCUACAACCUGAAGAAGCACGUCAUCGCAUUCAACGCGGACAAGCUGAAGCGCCUGACGGGCUGGAAGCCCAAGCACCCCCAGCUCACGGAGGUCGAGAUCCACGACCUCAUCGCGAAGCUCAAGGCGGAGGGCAGCUGGCCGAAGAACGACUCAUGA